Molecule: messenger RNA, 3249 nt
Organism: Actinia tenebrosa (Australian red waratah sea anemone)
Lineage: Eukaryota; Metazoa; Cnidaria; Anthozoa; Actiniaria; Actiniidae
Product: prolyl 3-hydroxylase 2
Biological process (GO): collagen metabolic process
Molecular function (GO): protein binding; oxidoreductase activity, acting on paired donors, with incorporation or reduction of molecular oxygen; L-ascorbic acid binding
Source: RefSeq, a predicted model, not a curated record
UCUUUUUUCAUUCCUUAGGACUUUUUAGCAAUGGCGAGAAGGUUAAUUUUGCCUCUUAUUUUUUCUAGUUUUCUAAGCUUUUAUGUUAAUGCAGAUUUUUUGGAAAACCUUACUCUGAAGGAAACGAUCCAGUACGAUGAGCUUUAUUCAGAUGGCUUGUUCGCUUACAACUUGAAAGAUUUUUGUAAUGCGAGCAAGAAGUUCGAACAAGCUCUUUCAGACUACAAAUACCAAGACAAUGUAAAGCUCCAUUGCCGGGAUAAAUGCUACAAGAAGUUCCAGGAAUCAUUAGCAAAUCGCAACAUCCAUACUGUUUUGGAGGAUCUAGAGUUGGAGUAUUUUCGCUUAACGAUUUAUUCGCGUCGUUGCACACAAAAAUGCAACGAAAAAUAUCUUGGGCGAAGAUCUCAUGUUUCGGCUCAAAUCGAGAGAGAUUUUGAGAACAGAAAACUCUACUCCUUUCUACAUUUUUCUUACUACAAGUGUGGUCAACUAAUCAAAGCCGUCCAGGCAGCCUUUACAUACCUGGAAAUGUGGCCCAAUGACAAUCAGAUGCUCAGCAACAUGAAAUACUACAAAACUCUGGCAAUAGUCAAUGACGAACUGGUCUUUUCCCUGGAAGCUAUUCCUCACAUCAAUACAUACUUUAAAGCUGUCAAAUUCUAUGAAGCUCAAGACUGGACAAAUGCACUGUUGACAUUUGAGCAAGCCUUGAAGGAGUACUAUCAAGCAUACAAGGUUUGCAAGCUGAAGUGCGAAGAAAAGAGAGAGAGUAAUAGAAUGCUUGGCCAGGAAGGACUGACUGCCGUGUAUGUGGAUAUUCUGAGGUGCAGAUCCAGAUGUCAGGAGAAGCUUGCUACUAUCAAUGGCCAAGUUGUUGACAAUUACCUACCAAGACAUUAUAACUAUCUGCAGAUGUGCUACUGGAAGGUUGGUAAGACAAAGGAGGCUGCUGAGUGUGCAACAUCUUACAUGCUGUUGGAUCCUGAUGAUGAAAACAUGUUUGACAAUCUAAAAAUCUUUAAACAUAGAGGAAACUUGGAUGGAACAGAAGUUCUUGCAAGAAAGGAUGCCAUCAUCUAUCAUCGAUCCAUCAACCUUGUAAGCAAGCUGUUGCAUUUGGCAGAGAUGUACACCAGUGAUCAUGACAUUGAAGAAGAAUGGUUUGAAGACAUCAAUGAUGUUGUUGCUCCAGAUGAUAAAGAGAGUACAGAAGAGACAGAGGACCUUGUUGAGGGAGAACCUUUAGAUUUUACUUCAAUCAGAGUGUCUGGUCUUGGUCCUAUUAAAACACCCUCUGAGAUGAAGACAUUGGAUGAUUUGUUUAAGGAAGACCAAUUCAAGAAUGUGACCAUUAUAAUGAAAGACAAAGAGCUGAAUGGUACAAACAGGUUUUUGGCAGAUAACUUUAUUACAGAAAAGCAAUGUGGAACUUUGAAUAACCUGGUUAAGAAGACUGGAACCCUUGGUGAUGGAUAUGACAGCCGCAAAUCGAAGGAUGGCAGUGCUUUCUCCUUUACUGAUAAAGAAACGUUCGAGGGCGUCACUCCAAUCUCAGCAGCUAAGGCAAUUACAACUGGAGUUGCAGACGCUGAAUCAGUAGAACUGUACCUUAAUGUCAGUGAAAAAGCUCGAGCUUUUGUCGAGACUUACUUUAAGUUGGAAACUCCCUUAUACUUCAACUACAUCCACCUGGUGUGCAGAGAAUGGAAGCAAGUUCGGUUGAUUGAUGUUGUUACAGGCAAAGUGUCUGGUAAGAUAGAACACAUAAGUCACCCAGUUCACGCGGAUAACUGUAUCUUGCAUAGCGAUGGACCUGGUACAUGUCCUAAAAGAGCUCCUGCAUAUACAUGGAGAGACUUCAGUGCCAUAUUGUACUUGAAUGAUAACUUCGAAGGAGGAGAUUUCAUAUUUGCCCAUCCAAAUGAAACUAUCCAGGCGUCUGUUAAACCAAAGUGUGGUCGUCUAGUAGGCUUCUCAGCGGGAGUAGAGAACCUACACGGAGUCCUUGGAGUUCAGAACGGCCGUAGAUGUGCCGUUGCCCUGUGGUUUACCCUCAGGACAAAACAUGACGAUGAAGGCAGGAAAAAAGCGUGGAAAAUAAUCCGAGAAACCAAAGAAAAACUCGUCGGUAAAGAUCAACUAAAACACGUCUUUGCUGCUCAACGUAUAGAUUUAUAAUUUAAUGGUUAUUAAUAAUAAGCUUUUAUUGGUCAUGUAUGAUAGAGUUUGAUAAUGGUCAGGCUCGAUACGAAUUAGUCUUGGUGCUCUAAGCAGUGAGAUAAGGCGCAUUUUUAGAGCAACCCCCAUGGAUUGAAGACAGUUACGAAGCAUCAACUAUCAUCAUGGGGUGGCUUCGUAGUUACAUUUAAAAAAAGUUAAUUGAAUUUAAUUUUUAAAAGCACGAAAAAAGAAGGGACAUGAAAAUUAACCAAAAAUUGAAAAGGCUAUAAAAAGAAUUUCCCCCAUUUUUAUAAUUUAAUGUCAUAAAUUUUAUACUUUUUUAUGUAGAAACUAGAUUUUCUAGAUGAGGCGUCUUUAUUAUAUGUAGUUUUGUUAGUGAAUUUGCUCUUUUUGAACGGCGCGCGCUUAGAAUGUACCGUUUUUCCCCAGGUAAAUAAUCUUUCCAGCUUUCUUUAUUGCAGUAAAUUCGUAAUGGUAUUUUGCUAAUAGAGGCGCAAACAUGUCCUUAUAUGGCAUAAAGAAAGUGAUGUCAUUUGUUGGUCAUGCGCAGUAGCUGGGGCUGGCAAAUGCUGGUUGAUCAUUUGUCAAUCACGCUUCGUAGAGAGAAAAAGAGAUAGUUCUAUUACCAAUGGUGCAAGAAACGUAGAUUAUGCAAAUAGUUAAGCUGAUUUUGUUUGAUUUACGUAAAACUGCUGCAAAGGAAACAGGAACGGUACUUUGUCGUUAGAGUAGAUUUCGUAUGAUUGUGAAAGGGCACGGCUAUGGUACGGAUUGACAACAGUCUUUGGACCGAUCACAGCGCGGGCGAAAUCACUUCAAAUUGAUCCCGCCGUCACAUUCAUACAAAAUUUUUGUAUCAGGACCAGACUUUUACACCUCAUAUUUAUAAUGGCUUAAUUAUAGAGAGGAAAGAUUAAACCAACCCCCUUCUAAAGUGAAGCAAUGUACGUGUGUGUUGAUGAAAGGGUCUAUAGUUGCUAAACACUACUGCUCAUGACCAAUAAAAGUACAAUUGAAGUUUAUAACUAUUUUUUCAAGUUAAAAUAAAAAUACACUUUAGUUACA